Drechmeria coniospora is the source of this 3642-nucleotide messenger RNA. RefSeq names its product U2 snRNP component prp10. Gene Ontology annotation, biological process: spliceosomal complex assembly. Lineage: Eukaryota; Fungi; Ascomycota; Sordariomycetes; Hypocreales; Ophiocordycipitaceae. The record is from RefSeq and is a predicted model, not a curated record. The transcript has a single exon. Gene Ontology annotation, cellular component: U2-type prespliceosome; U2 snRNP; catalytic step 2 spliceosome. Gene Ontology annotation, molecular function: mRNA binding. The coding region runs from base 1 to 3642 and encodes 1213 amino acids.
AUGUCGGAUGCGGAUUUCAACGUCGUUAUCAAGCGUCAGCAGGAACGCAAUGCUGCCGCUUCUGGAAAGAAAGGCUCGCGCGCUCAUGAUGUGACGCAGCGCAGCGACUCGACGCGCCAGAACCUCACCGACAAUGCCGACAGCGAUCUCUACGAGAAAGAUGAAGCCGAGAAAUUUGCCGGUUAUCACACCUCCCUGCCUAUGGCCGAUGAGGACGACGACGUGGCCGAGGACACCACGCGGCGACUAGUCGGCCAAUAUACUGCCUCUCGGGAGAUGAUUGACGAGUUCGCACGCGGCGACCAUGUUGAGGAGGAGGAUGUCCUUGCUGGAAAGGGCGAAAAGAGCGGCCGCAUCAUCGACCGCGAGACCGACUACCAGAAGCGACGGUUUGACCGUGUCCUGACGCCCACCAGGGCGGACCCUUUUGCCGCCAAUCAUCAAGAUAGCGGCCCGGAGAGCGGUAACACCUACCGCGAGAUCAUGCAGAGUCAGGAACUUGAUCGGGAAGAGGAGCGCAUUCGGCGGGCUAUCUUGGCAAAGAAGGAUGGCGAGCAUGAUGCCGACGUCGAAAUGCGGCCCGCUUUGCAGGGCCCAGACAAAGGGAGCGAAGAAGGCUCGACGGAGGUUGUGACGACAGAACGCAAACGCAAGCAGAGGUGGGAUGUGUCGUCUACGCCGAGCGAGAGUCAAGCCGACGCAGGUCGCGGUGCAGCCGUGCCGUCUAAACGAUCUAGAUGGGACGAAACGCCAUCUGCCGGCGUAGGUGCCGCAGAGACGCAGCGAUCUCGGUGGGAUCAAGCGCCAUCUGCAACUCCAAUGGCAAGCCAAGGCCUGGCAACUCCACUACCUGUGUCCAGCAUUCCGGUUCUACCCCCGACCUUCGGAACGGACGUAGGGAGAAGCCUUGGCUUCAUCAGCGAUGAAGAACUGGACCUUCUGCUACCCGGAGAGGACCAAGGCUACAGGAUCCUCGAGUUUCCACCUGGAUUCGUUCAGAUACGUGCCCCAAACCACAGAGUUGCGGCGCCACCUGUUCCGGCAACCGGAUUCAUGAUGCAAGAUCCCGAGCAAACUCGACUCGGUGGCCAGCCCAUGUCCGCCGAAAUCUCCGGCGUUGGCGAUUUGCAGUUCCUCAAGCCUGAAGACAUGAACUACUUUGGCAAGCUUAACGACGGUGCCGACGAGACCAGCAUGAGUGUCGACGAACUGAAGGAGCGGAAAAUCAUGAAACUGUUGCUCAAGAUCAAGAACGGAACCCCCCCAAUGCGCAAGACGGCGCUGCGUCAGAUCACUGACAACGCACGACAGUUUGGCGCCGGGCCAUUGUUCGCCCAAAUUUUGCCCUUGCUCAUGGAGAAAACACUGGAGGAGCAAGAGCGGCAUCUCCUCGUCAAAGUCAUCGAUCGCAUUCUCUACAAGUUGGAUGACUUGGUCCGGCCCUAUGUGCACAAAAUCCUCGUCGUCAUCGAGCCGCUGCUCAUCGAUCAAGACUACUACGCGCGUGUAGAAGGCCGUGAAAUUAUUUCCAACGUUGCCAAGGCGGCGGGCCUUGCGACAAUGAUCAGCGUCAUGCGGCCCGACAUCGACAACGUGGAUGAUUACGUUCGAAACACCACAGCUAGAGCGUUUGCUGUGGUGGCAUCCGCCCUUUCUAUCCCUGCUCUUUUGCCGUUCUUGAGAGCUGUCUGCGGCAGCAAAAAGUCAUGGCAUGCUCGUCAUACGGGAGUCAAGAUUGUUCAGCAGAUUGCCAUCCUCAUGGGUUGCGCCGUUCUGCCGCAUCUCAAAGGCUUGGUUGAAUGCAUCUCACCGAACCUCAAUGAUGACCAAACAAAGGUUAGAACGGUGACGAGUCUCGCCAUCGCCGCGCUCGCCGAAGCGUCGAACCCGUACGGCAUUGAAAGCUUCGAUGAAAUAUUGAACCCUCUGUGGACGGGAGCGCGCAAGCAACGCGGCAAGGGGCUUGCAGGCUUCCUCAAGGCUGUAGGAUACAUCAUUCCCCUGAUGGACGAGGAAUACGCCAAUUAUUACACGACGCAGAUCAUGGAAAUUCUCUUGCGAGAGUUUUCGUCGCCCGAUGAAGAGAUGAAGAAGGUUGUCCUCAAGGUCGUGUCGCAAUGUGCGGCGACGAAGGGCGUCAGCGCAAAUUACCUGAAAGAGCACGUUCUGACGGACUUUUUCAAGAACUUUUGGGUGAGACGAAUGGCACUCGACAAGCGCAACUACAAGCAGGUUGUCGAGACGACGGUCGAUAUCGGACAGAAGGUUGGCGUGAGCGAGAUUCUUGAGAGGGUCGUCGACAAUCUCAAGGACGAAAGCGAACCCUACCGUAAGAUGACGGUGGAGACGAUCGAGAAGAUUGUGACGAGUCUCGGCGCAGCAGAUAUCGACGAGCGUUUGGAGGAAAGGCUCAUUGACGGUGUCCUGUAUGCCUUCCAGGAGCAGACGGUGGAGGAAAUCGUCAUUUUGAAUGGCUUUGGCUCUGUGGUCAACGCUCUGGGCGAUCGCUGCGCGCCUUUCUUGCCGCAGAUUACAAGUACCAUCCUGUGGCGGCUGAACAACAAGUCGCCCACGGUUCGACAACAGGCCGCCGACCUCAUCUCCCGCAUCGCAAUGGUUAUGAAGCAGUGCGGCGAGGAUGAGCUCAUGGGCAAGCUGGGCAUCGUGCUCUACGAGUACUUGGGCGAGGAGUAUCCAGAGGUUCUCGGAUCCAUCUUGGGCGCCCUCCGAUCGAUAGUGACAGUCGUGGGCAUCGCCCAGAUGCAGCCUCCGAUCAGAGAUCUGCUCCCUCGCCUCACCCCGAUUCUCCGCAAUCGUCACGAGAAGGUUCAAGAGAACACGAUCGACCUCGUUGGGCGCAUCGCAGACCGUGGCCCUGAGAGCGUCAAUGCUCGGGAGUGGAUGCGAAUCUGUUUUGAGCUGCUCGACAUGCUCAAGGCACACAAGAAGGGUAUCAGGCGAGCCGCCAACAACACGUUUGGCUUCAUCGCGAAGGCCAUCGGUCCCCAGGAUGUUCUGGCCACGCUCCUGAGCAACCUCAGAGUGCAGGAGCGUCAGUCCCGAGUCAACACCGCCGUCGCGAUAGGAAUCGUGGCCGAAACCUGCGCCCCUUUCACCGUUCUACCCGCGCUCAUGAACGAGUACCGCGUGCCAGAACUCAAUGUGCAGAAUGGCGUCCUGAAGGCACUAUCGUUCCUCUUUGAGUACAUUGGCGAGAUGGGCAAGGAUUACGUCUAUGCCGUCACGCCGCUUCUUGAAGAUGCACUCAUCGACCGAGACCAGGUGCAUCGUCAGACGGCCGCUGCUGUCGUCAAGCAUAUCGCACUUGGAGUAGUUGGCCUCGGGUGCGAGGAUGCCAUGGUUCACCUCCUCAACCUUCUGUACCCCAACUUGUUCGAGACGAGUCCGCACGUCAUUGACCGGAUCAUCGAAGCCAUCGAAGCCAUUCGCAUGGCUGUUGGCCCAGGCCUGGUGCUCAAUUACAUAUGGGCAGGCCUGUUUCAUCCGGCGAGAAAGGUGCGCACGCCGUACUGGCGGCUGUACAACGAUGCAUACAUCCAGGGCGCGGACUCAAUGGUACCGUACUACCCAAACCUGGACGAAAAUACGGUGGAGAGGACGGAACUAGCGAUUAUGCUGUAA